Messenger RNA from Clunio marinus, 2012 nucleotides. The record is from the annotation of a GenBank genome assembly. NCBI's taxonomy places the organism in Eukaryota, Metazoa, Arthropoda, Insecta, Diptera, Chironomidae.
GAAAUCUAUUUAUCGACAAUCAAAAGAAAUGGAACAGACGAAAAUUGAAGUUUCUAAGCCCAUUCUAAGUCCAACAAGAUCUUUAGACGAAGGUUUCGAGAGUGAUCCCGAUCGGGUGUCAACCGAUUCCGAGCAUACAACACAAACACCAACAUUUGAUCUGCUUCAUAGAACUGAUCGAGAUGGCGUUCAACACACAACAAUAUCACGCCGGAAUGUUGAGAGCUCGCCUAUUUCAAGCAUAAUUUGUCUUGAUGGUGAAUCAGAGCCAGAAAACAACAACGCUGAAGACUUGAAACUUAGUUUAAGCUCAUCUUCGAAAUUGGAACAUCAGACUCACACGAAAUCCGAUCAAAAACAGAUUUAUCGAAGAGUUAAGAAUAAAGCACCAUUACCGCCAAAUAGCAAUAAGUCUAACAGUACUAGUAGCACAUAUCAAACGAUUCAACCGCGAUCGCAAUCUGUUGAUCGCAUUCGAAGCAGUCUUAAUGAUUUUCACAAAUCUCCGACACCCAAUGCGAAUCAUCAAAACAUUCUUGCCGGACGAUUUGUUCGUGUUACCGUUGAUCCGAAACAACAAUACUUGAACUACUUCAAAAAUUAUAAAUCGUAUCAAAACCAGCAGAAUUAUCAAACAAAUAGCAGACUAUUACCAGCGGGAUCGACGAGUAAUUUAUAUAAAAGUUAUCAUCCAACAGCUUUAGUAAAUAGCAACAAAAGUAGUGUUAGUCAGUCACAACAGCAACAACAGUCGAAUAAUAACUCGCAUGAACCAAGUGGAUUAUUAAGUUUAAGUAAUUUAAGUAACAUGAUGCCAAUGCAGUAUGGUGGUGGAUUCGCAACAGUGAAGUCACCCAAAAAUUACCAUCAUCCACAACAGUACAUUAGCCAUCAGCAACCGCAAUCACAUCUUGUCUGUUGGACUCAAUCGAUGGAUCCAAGGAGAUCAAGAAAAUACAUUACGCCGAGUCAAUUGCCUCAAGUCAUCGCCGCACCAAAUAAACCGCAAAGCGGCUUAUCGCAAAAACUACGUGAGCUUGCGACCUCAGCCGGAUUGAUCACAGCAAAGCCUCGCCAACCACUCAAACCCGUGAUCAAAACAAAAGGUUCCCAGUCACCUGCACCGGAAUUACCUAAGAGAGUUACAUUCAGUGAAUUCGCGACCGUGCAAGUCGUUUGAUUAAUCUCAAUAUCACGAGUAAUCCAACAAACAACUGUCAAACGCUAACUGUCACUUCGCAUGUUCACCUUCGCAAAUAAAUGGCACUAAGUGGAGUUUUACUUUGAAUGAUUUUGAUGUUUAAAAUAAAUUCUCCAACGAGUCAUCUUUUUUUCACCAGUCUGAGUAAAUAAUUUAAGAUAUUACAUUAUCUUCUUAUUAUCUGUUAUCUUGUGCAUCGAUCAUGUGGAAUUUAAGAAAGAAACUUGAUCUGUGCAUAGUCUGUAAUUUAUCGCCACUCAUUUUGUUCUGACAAAAAAGCAAAAAAAAGAUUGGAAAGGAAUGGCCGUCGAGGGCACUUCAUUUAUCGUAAUUUAUAAAACUAUGUAUAAACUCGUAUCAACUCUGCUAUAAGUUUCAGAGCACACAAUUUAUUCAUUUAGAUACCUGCUCGAAGCUAUUUCUCAGACACUUUUUUGAUGUUUUCAUUUAUUAUGCUUUCAAGUUGCCAAUUGUAUCAUUUCAUAUGCCAUUGUGCAAUAAUAAAGAUGUUGAAUAAGUUUGCACGUUAUGAUUGUAUAGAAACAACUUCACAAUUAUGAAUCUAAAAUCUGUUGUUGUUGCGGAGUUUUUGCUUCUUGCAUGAGAGCAUUGUUGAUCAUGAUUUCCAAUCCACUAUCCAAACUUCAAUGUGACGUCAAACUAUUGAAACACUUUUAUGAUCAUGUUGUGAAUAGUACUUGUAAAGAAAUAUUAUGAUAAGUAAUAAGUAAGUGAAGUAGAUUCGAUUACUUUAAAUAGGUUGUGUGAAAGUCAAACCAAUAGAAUAAACAAAUUAUUUUCAUUUCGAGAA